Messenger RNA from Penicillium odoratum, 2028 nucleotides. RefSeq names its product putative Kelch repeats protein. The record is from RefSeq and is a predicted model, not a curated record. Gene Ontology annotation, molecular function: protein binding. Bases 1 to 2028 code for a protein of 675 amino acids. The transcript has 3 exons. NCBI's taxonomy places the organism in Eukaryota, Fungi, Ascomycota, Eurotiomycetes, Eurotiales, Aspergillaceae.
AUGGGCAAGAAAGACAAAAAGUCCGCCGAGCAUAAAGCUCGAGUGGCGGCUAAGCAGUCUAAAAAAACCGCUCAAAAGGAAAAGAAGUCCAAAGUUAAAGGCAAAGAUGUGGACAGUGACGCCGAGGACGCCGAUCUGGAUGCCAUCUUGGCUCAGUACGCCGAAGAACAAGCCAGGUUUUUGAAGGUUACGGAGAUUCCCUCGGAGCCUCCUGCGCCACGCUCGUCGGCCACCGUCCUUGCGUCCCCGUCUAAUCGAAAUGAAUUGUUGCUCUUUGGCGGCGAGUACUUCGAUGGAACACAUGCAACUUUCUUCAAUAACCUCUUCGUUUAUUUGAUUGAUCGUGGUGAAUGGAGGGAGGUGACUAGUCCUAAUAGUCCUUUACCUCGAAGUGGACAUGCAUGGUGCCGUGGAGGUAACUCUGGAGGUGUAUACCUGUUUGGAGGUGAAUUUUCAUCGCCCAAGCAGGGAACAUUCUACCACUACAAUGACUUUUGGCAUUUAGAUACGGUCACUAGGGAAUGGACCCGCCUUGAGACCAAGGGCAAAGGCCCUCCGGCUCGAAGUGGUCAUCGAAUGACUUACUACAAGAACUACAUCAUCUUGUUUGGUGGAUUCCAAGACACUUCCCAGCAGACCAAGUACCUGCAGGAUCUGUGGAUCUACGAUUGCCAGAAAUACACUUGGUUCAAUCCAACUUUGACAACGGCAUCGCAGAAGCCCGACCCGCGAUCUUCAUUCUCUUUUCUUCCGCAUGAAACUGGUGCCGUGAUCUACGGUGGCUACUCUCGAGUUAAGGCAACCAGCGGCGGUGGAGGCGGCAAACAAGUCAAGGGUGGUGCUCAAAAAAUGGUGUUGCGCCCCAUGGUUCAUCAAGACACCUGGUUCCUUAGAAUCACACCUCCAGCACCAGAGGCACCGGCAGCUGCUGGUCCGACAAUCCGCUGGGAGCGGAGAAAGAAGCCCGCCAACACACCAAACCCGGCUCGUGCUGGAACAACGAUGGCGUACCACAAGGGGCGCGGUAUAAUGUUUGGUGGGGUGCAUGAUGUCGAACUUAGUGAAGAGGGCAUUGACAGCGAGUUCUUUGAUUUGUUGUUUGCAUGGAACACAGACCGAAAUCGAUUCUUCCCCCUGAGUCUGCGACGACCACGUGCCCCUGGCAAGAAACAACAGGCGAACCAAGGUGCGAAGUCGCGAAACAGAGGCAAGGCUGACGAGGAAGAACUUCUAAGAAACCUCAAAGCACUCGAGGCUAAGGGGGGAAUUCCUGAUGAUGACGACGAUGAUGAGAUUAUGCAAUUGAGCACACCUAAAGAGGAACCUGUCGAGCCUGCCAAACCCGCAGUAGUCCGCUUCGAGAUGCCCCACAGGCGCUUCAACGCACAACUUGCGGUGCAAGAUGACACCCUAUUUAUCUAUGGCGGUACAUUUGAAAAGGGCGAUAAGGAGUUCACAUUCGAUGACAUGUACUCUAUUGAUCUCGUCAAGCUGGAUGGCGUCAAGGAAUGCUUCUAUAGGGAGCCUGUCAACUGGAACCUCAUGGAUGAUGAAGAGGAUAGUGAUGAAGAUAUGGACGACGAUGAUGAGGAGGAUGAGGAGAUGGACGACGAAGAAGGCGAUUCUAUGUCUCUUGAUGCCCCAUCGACUGCCCCAACUGACGUGACUGUGCCGUCAGUUACCCAAGAUAUGCAGCAACUUGACGUCGAGGAACAAGAAACCGACGCCCAACCCGACGACAGCCGGCCAUUGCCUCGACCUUUCGAGAGUCUCCGUGAAUUCUUCAGCCGUACGUCAGAAGAAUGGCAGAACCUGCUCAUCGAAGCAAUGAGGAUGAAAGGUCAGGGUGAUGAGAAGAGUAUCAAGGAGUUGCGGAAAGCUGCAUUCGAUAUGGCAGAGGAGAAAUGGUGGGAUAGUCGAGAAGAGAUCAUGGCUCUUGAGGAUGAACAAGAAGCAGCCGGUAUCGGAGAGGUGGUUAGCAUGGCUGAUCGGGCUGAGAAUGCGGGAGGAGCUGGUCGCCGUCGGUGA